This is a messenger RNA of Ostreococcus tauri, 216 nucleotides long. RefSeq names its product unnamed product. Bases 1 to 216 code for a protein of 71 amino acids. The record is from RefSeq and is a predicted model, not a curated record. Lineage: Eukaryota; Viridiplantae; Chlorophyta; Mamiellophyceae; Mamiellales; Bathycoccaceae. The transcript has a single exon.
AUGCGCGUCGUCGCCCUCGCGUGCACCCUCCUCCUCGUCCUCGCGAGCGCGGUCGAGGGCGCGGUGACGUACGUGAAACCACACUGGCAACCCGUGAGCGAGUGGUCUCCGGCGAGCGAUCGAGCCGCCGCCGCGAGCGCGCACUCGGCCGCGAUGAAGAAGUACAGCGAUUUACUCGAGGCGAAUCCUCGGAUGAAACCGUGCGUGUACUGCUGA